UGGUUGGUUACCGUUCUAGUACUUCUUAUGGUUAUUAUUACUCAAGUAAUGUGAAAGGAGUUGCUGUGACUUAUCACAGUAAUUAUGAUAUCACGAUAGAAGGUAAGAAAAUACUCAUACAUAGAAGAAAUUUUUAUUAGUAUCUCGCCUCGGUCGCAUUUGCUUUCAGUUUGAAUCUACCAACGGACCAGAGAGGUUUUUCGGGUACUCCGGUUUCCUCUUGUAGUUUUAGACCAAUAAGGUGUGGACUUUUAGGGACAGCAGUUUAGACACUGCUAAUUGGGCAUACAACAUAAGCGGCCGUGUUGUAUCGGAUAUACAAACUUGAGCUGAAGUAAAUGGCUUGUGAAAUGUCUUGAUGAGAACGUUCGUAUUCUUCAUUGAUAUUUGGUGAGAAAAUUGUUCUGUAUCAGAUAUACAAACUCCUUCACACUCAUGAUUUCUUCACAUGAAUUAUUAAUGAGUUUCACAAUCAAAUUUCUAGUGAUGAUAGCAGUUUAUGAAGUUCAGUUGUAUUCUGUAUAUUUGAUGAUAUAAACAGAGCCUGAAAUAACGGCCGCGGCGGCCGGCGGUUUUCCGACCAAAUUCCGAUUUUUCCGAUCAAAUGCUGAAAUGAUCGGAAAUUUUGUCCGGCCAAAUUUUGAGAAAAAGAAAAAUGUUUUCUUAAUGAUCGGGUCGGCGCUCAGCACAGUGAGUACCAUCUGUAAGUUUGGAUUAUCUAUAUUAGGCUAAUAUAAAGUAAUCAACUGGAAAGUAUAGUUCACGAGCCCAAUAAACAAGAUGGUGGUUUACAGCGUGGUGUUGUCGGGUCAAGAUAAAAACAGUGUCGGCGGGCGUGAUUAAAUUAUUAUUCACUAUAACUUGGUCAAACUAAACUAAAAAAAAUUCCGGUCAAUUUUGCAAAUUUCCGGUCAAAUUUCGUUUUGAUCGGAAGUUUUUCCGGACAAAUUUUAAAAUUAUUUCAGGCUCUGUAUAAAUCACUAAUUAUUUUCCAUUUUAGGUCCAGUUUAUCCAGAUGAAGGCAACCAAAUUGUUAUCUAUGCUAUUGGCACUGCCCGAGCAGAUAUUACUUUCAAAUAUACUCCAGCAUAA
Messenger RNA from Paramuricea clavata, 1092 nucleotides. Lineage: Eukaryota; Metazoa; Cnidaria; Anthozoa; Malacalcyonacea; Plexauridae. The record is from the annotation of a GenBank genome assembly.